GCCGUUUCCGUGGAAACCAAUUCACACACCCGCACUCUGUGUUUUAGCUGGUUAUUUCUUUAAUUUUUAAACGUGGUUUUAAAUACUUAGUUUCACAAUGAGUAAUGAUUACUACGAGACGAUGGAAAUAAAUAGAAACGCAACAGAUGCAGACAUCAAAAAGGCAUAUCGACGCCUUGCACUGAAGUUUCAUCCGAAAAGAAACAGAGAGCCUGGAAGCUCCCAGAAAUUUACCCAGUUGAGUGAAGCCUAUGAUGUUUUAAGCGACCCUCGAAAAAAGGCAACUUACGACAAGUUUGGAGAGGAAGGCCUGAGAGGUGGUAUUCCACUUGAGUUUGCCAGCGAUGGAGCUUGGUCAUCAAAAUACGUCUACCAUGGGAAUCCUGACCAGACAUUCAAAGAGUUUUUCGGGGGUGACAACCCAUUUGCAGACUUCUACACAAAUGAUGUGCCGCUUCAGUUCGGUGGCCUGCAGCCACAAGUGCCCAAAACGCAAGAUUCCCCAAUAGAGAGAGACCUUUAUUUGUCCCUGGACGAUCUCUUCCAUGGAUGCACAAAAAAGAUCAAGAUAUCUCGCAGAGUCAUGAAUGAUGAUGGAUGCACAUCCAGUAUCAAAGACAAGAUUCUGAGUAUAGAUGUCAAGCCUGGAUGGAAUGAAGGCACAAGAAUUACUUUCCCCAAAGAGGGAGAUCAGGGACCAAACAGCAUUCCCGCAGAUAUUGUGUUUAUUGUGCGACAGAAGACUCAUCCUCUGUUUGUGAGACAUAACAAUGACCUCAUCUAUAAAGCAAAGAUUACUCUGGAGAUGGCUUUAACUGGCUUCUCUGUGGACGUGCAGACACUAGAUGGCAGGCUACUCUCUGUUCCUAUCAAUGACAUUGUGCACCCUGGAUACCAAAAAGUCCUGUCCGGAGAGGGAAUGCCGCUGUCCAAGAAUCCUUCCCAGAGAGGAAACCUCAUCAUUACUUUUGACCUUGAGUUCCCCAAGAAGCUUUCUGCUGAGAGGAAGUAUCUGAUCAAGCAAGCUCUGUCUUUUAAAGCUUAAUCACAUUCCAAAUACAUGUGUAACCAGAAUGAUUGAUUAGACUGUUCAUGUGGCUACAUGUCUGUCAGGAGAGAGCAAUACUGAUAUAUUUGCAAAUCA
Molecule: messenger RNA, 1144 nt
Organism: Oreochromis niloticus (Nile tilapia)
Lineage: Eukaryota; Metazoa; Chordata; Actinopteri; Cichliformes; Cichlidae
Gene: dnajb13
Product: DnaJ heat shock protein family (Hsp40) member B13
Exons: 8
Coding region: 98-1045 (315 amino acids)
Cellular component (GO): cytosol
Molecular function (GO): protein-folding chaperone binding
Source: RefSeq, a predicted model, not a curated record